Messenger RNA from Trematomus bernacchii (emerald rockcod), 1774 nucleotides. RefSeq names its product neuronal acetylcholine receptor subunit alpha-7-like. Gene Ontology annotation, cellular component: neuron projection; synapse; postsynaptic membrane. Gene Ontology annotation, molecular function: acetylcholine-gated monoatomic cation-selective channel activity; transmembrane signaling receptor activity. The transcript is spliced from 9 exons. Bases 1 to 1626 code for a protein of 541 amino acids. The record is from RefSeq and is a predicted model, not a curated record. Gene Ontology annotation, biological process: monoatomic ion transmembrane transport; nervous system process; regulation of membrane potential. NCBI's taxonomy places the organism in Eukaryota, Metazoa, Chordata, Actinopteri, Perciformes, Nototheniidae.
AUGAAGUUUUGGGGACCAUGUUCGGUUGGAUUUUAUAUUUGUGCGGCCAUGCUUAUCAAAGGAUCCAUGCAGGGAGAGCACCAGAGGAAGCUGUACAAGGAGCUGCUGGCUAACUACAACCGGCUGGAGAGACCGGUGGUCAAUGACUCCGCCCCCAUCCUGGUGGAGCUGGGCCUCACACUGCUGCAGAUCAUAGACGUGGACGAGAAGAACCAAGUGCUGGUGACCAACGCCUGGCUGCAGCUGUAUUGGACAGACGUCUACCUGAGCUGGAAUCCAGAAAAAUACCCCGGUGUCCAGAACCUGCGCUUCCCUUCAGACCAGGUCUGGACCCCUGACAUCCUCCUUUACAACAGUGCCGAUGAGCGAUUUGAUGCCACCUUCCACACCAACGUACUGGUGAAUGCGUCAGGCUACUGCCAGUACAUCCCCCCUGGCAUCCUUAAGAGCACCUGCUACAUCGACGUGCGUUGGUUCCCCUUCGACGUCCAAAAGUGUGACCUCAAGUUUGGCUCCUGGACACACAAUGGCUGGCUGCUGGACCUCCAGAUGCUGGAUGUGGACACAUCCACAUACAUACCCAACGGGGAGUGGGACCUUGUGGGUGUUCCAGCCAAGCGCAAUGAGCUGUACUAUGAAUGCUGUAAGGAGCCCUACCCUGAUGUGACAUUCACAGUCACUAUGCGCCGCAGGACGUUAUAUUAUGGACUUAACUUGCUCAUCCCAUGUGUGCUGCUCUCUGGCUUGGCCAUGCUGGUCUUCCUGCUACCUGCAGACUCUGGAGAAAAGAUUUCUCUGGGCAUCACUGUGCUCCUUUCGCUAACUGUCUUCAUGCUUCUGGUAGCAGAGAUCAUGCCUGCAACGUCCGACUCUGUUCCUCUCAUCGCCCAGUACUUUGCCAGCACCAUGAUGAUAGUGGGGAUGUCUGUGGUGGUGACAGUUAUAGUCCUGCAGUUCCACCAUCAUGAUCCUCGAGGAGCCAAGAUGCCCAAGUGGGUUCGAGUGGUUCUGCUGAACUGGUGUGCCUGGUUUCUGCGUAUGAAACAACCCGGCGAUGAGCGUAAGCGGGCAGGUUACAAGCACAGUCCCACCUCCCAGCACCACUCCAGCACCAGCUCCAUAGAGAUGGGCACUUUACCAAACCUAAAUAUGCCCCUCUCACAGACAUCUUGCCCACCUUGUCCCACCGGCACCUCCAACGGUUCAAUGAGCCUCUACUUUGGCAAUUACCACUCCAUAGAGAGCCCACAAUGCCCGCCUUCCAGCGACUCUGGGGUAGCACUAGGGGGCCGUGCCCAUGGCUCCCCUGGUGAUGAGGCUGAGUCAUCUGGAGGAGUUGGCAGUGGUGUUGGAGGCCUGGGGAUGGGAGUUGGACCUAGGAUGGGAGUCAGCAUCCCCCCUCCAGAGAUCCAGCGCAUCUUAGAUGAGGUGUCGUACAUAGCCCAGCGCUUUCGGGAACAGGACAAGGCCGAGGUCAUCUGUGGCGAGUGGAAGUUUGCAGCGGCGGUGGUGGACCGGCUGUGUCUGGUGGCUUUUUCUCUCUUCUCCAUCAUUUGCACCUUCACCAUCCUCAUGGCAGCACCCAAUUUCAUAGAGGCUGUUUCCAAGGACUUCACAGCUGGUUGAAGCAGCAGUGGAGAGUGGGAAGACAGCAAAGAUUAGGGUUGAAGAAAAUAUUAAGAAAGAAAGGGGAAGGAUACAAUGAAGGGUGCAGUUUGUGGUCCCAUACCUACAGUCAAGGUACCCCAUUGGAAAGGAGCUGGGGCCAGGCAGU